AUGGCGGUUGAUUGGACUCAACUUCCUGAAGAACUCGUUCAAUCAAUCUCGAAGAAAAUCACAGUUUACGUUGAUUAUGUUCGAUUCCGAGCCGUGUGUUUCAUGUGGUGCCGGUCAAUUCCAAAGGUUCCGUGCCACCUCUCCCCACAAUUCCCAUGGCUCAUGCUUCCUCUCUCCAAAUCUCAACCUCAAGACCAGCGCUCCUUUUAUGACCUCUCUACGGGCAACACCUACCGUAUCCAAAUCCCAGACGUUUUUCGCCCCGACGCGAACAUUUGCUCCUCCUCCAAUGGCUGGCUCGUCAUCCUCGACGACUCCCCGGCCAUCGUCCUCCUUAACCCUCUCACUCAGGCCAAAUUCCACCUCCCUUCGCUCACCUCCUUCCCCAACGUAGUGAGCUUCGACUACUCCCGAGUCGGCCAGGAGUAUGAGUUAUUUAUCGUGGACGACGACUACUUCUACUAUCUUAGUUUGAGGGAAAUGCGUGACUGUUUUCUCAAAAAAAUUGCUAUUUCCUCAGACCCACUGAACAGCAACUUCGUUGCAAUGGCGAUUCUCAGAUACAGCGAUGAGUUGGCAUACUAUAAAGACGGUGAUCUAUCUUGGACCUUCUUUCCUGACGUGGGUUUCAUUGAAGACGUUGUUUAUUACAAGGAGAAAUUCUACGCUUUGAGUAAUGACGGAGUAAUUGCAGUUUGUGAUGUAAAUUGCGAGUUACCGAGUGUUUCAGUAAAUUUAAAUUUCAGACAACCAGAACAACCUAUUUACUGCCAAGUGAAUCGUUUAGUGAAUUCAGGGGACGAUGAGUUGUUAAUGGUUGUACGCCAUUGCAAUCCUGACGUGGGAAUGGGGAAUGAAUUUGGAACAUUACAGUUUGAUGUUUACAGAAUGAAUUGGAGCGGGCCCAGUUGGGAUAGGGUGGAGAAUUUGGGUGACCGAUUGUUGUUUAUUGGUGGAAAUUCGUCUGUAUCGUUGUCUGGUUCUGAUUUUCAAAGACGUUCCAUUAUGGUGUUAUUGGUGAAAAAAGUGAUAGUGGAAUCUUCAAGUUAUGGGAUAAAAGUUUUGUCUCGUUACCAUGUCACGAGAUGGAGCGAGGUUCAUGGGAACUUUGGGUUACACCGAGUCCAGGAUCGGGGAAGAGGAUCGGAGGAUGAUGAUGGCUAUGGAAGUUGA
This is a messenger RNA of Alnus glutinosa, 1173 nucleotides long. RefSeq names its product F-box protein SKIP23-like. Bases 1 to 1173 code for a protein of 390 amino acids. The record is from RefSeq and is a predicted model, not a curated record. The transcript is spliced from 2 exons. Lineage: Eukaryota; Viridiplantae; Streptophyta; Magnoliopsida; Fagales; Betulaceae.